UUGUUUUAUUCAAUUUCACUUUUAUUUUUGUCUUGUUUUCAAGCACCAUUUUUUGUGGCAAUGCUUUAUUUAUUUGAUUACCGCCCCCUUAUUGUUGUACCUAUCAUUAUUUCCCCUAACGUUUUAUUUCCAGUGUUUCAUUUUGUGAUCGAUGAUUGACAGCCAUUUCUUGGUGUCGGCAUUUCCAUAAAAAACUUUUCCAACUCGCAAACAGCGCGUAUUACCAAACAAAAUCGGUCGUCAAUUAAAAGCCUGAAAGCAACUGGUAGCGCAGGUCUGGCCAGAAAGUUUGAUAAACAAUGCACUGAAAUCGAAUGCCCGAGUAAUUAAUUAUUGAACUUUUACAACUGUUUCGGUUUUGGUUUGGGUUUCGUUGGCUUUACAUAUUUUUUUUUUUCGUUUUUUUUUUUUUUUUCCUUUUCGCUUUUGCCUCUCAUUUCCACAGCGAAGCGCUCAAUGGGGCGACGCUCAAACGGACACACUCACAAAAAAGAAAAAAAAAGAAAAAAACGGGAGGGAAGAAAAAAAACCCCUGAAUGCUCAGUGGCAAACCGACCACAACCACAGGCAAACCAGAAUGCAGCAGCAACCCGAUCCGAGUUUUAGCCAAGUAAGAUAUUGCGCUGCCGGUGGCUCUGAGCUCAGUCUCAUUCAGCGAGUCGGCGGGCGUUGAGUUUGAGUGCGAAGUGCGGUGCGCGUCGAGUCAGCGAGCGUUGAGCAGCAGCAACAACACGACGGCAACAGCAGUAACAGCAACAGCAACAGCAGCAACAUCAGCCAACAGCAGCAACACCAUCGACAGCAGCAACACCAACGGCAGCAACACAAGCGAGCGGUUCCGGUUCGCGUUUUCGAGUGGCGUCCCUCAAAAAAAAAAACACACACAUUUAUCCCUCAAAAAACCGUCGGAAAAACAGGGCCAAUAAAAUGCCGCCUGUUCACUAAAUACCCAAUUAUUUAAUCGAUCCUUUCGGCUAAUCUUCAAAAUUGGAAGCGUGGCAUGGCAACCACCACAUCCCCCGGCCCCACAAGGACAACCAACAAAGUUUCCAUACCAGGAGCAGCAUCUGGGAUUUCCGGGAGCAGCGAAUCCCCCGGAGCAAUCAUGCCCAUGGCCGCCGUGCCACUGCCGUCGCAUCUGCAACUUCUGGGCAGCUCCGCCGGAGGCGUUGGCCAGCCGUCGGCAAUCACGCCCGUUUCGCCCACGGCAGCGCCCACAGUUCUCGCCCAGCCGCACAGCUUGAGCCCCGCCACGCCCCUUUUGGCCCAGGGAACGCCUCCCGCUCCGACGUUGGGCGGCCUCUUCUGCGGAGGAAGUGCAGCAGCUGGACCGCCGGGAUCUGCGGGGGCGGCAGCAGCGGCGGCGGCAACGAACCUCAACGCUUUGGCCUCCCAACAUCGACUAUUGGAAUUAUCCCGCUUUGGACUGAGGGGAUAUGAUUUGGCUCAACAUAUGCUCUCCCAACAGGGAGCUGUGUCCAAGUUGCUGGGCACAUUGCGACCACCUGGGCUAAUUGGCGGCUCCAAGCCGAAGGUGGCCACCCCAACUGUGGUCUCCAAGAUCGAGCAGUACAAGCGCGAGAAUCCGACGAUCUUCGCGUGGGAAAUCCGCGAGCGACUGAUCACCGAAGGUGUUUGCACCAAUGCCACCGCUCCGUCGGUGAGCAGCAUCAACCGAAUCUUGCGCAAUCGAGCCGCGGAAAGGGCAGCGGCGGAGUUCGCCCGGGCGGCGAGUUACGGGUACGCCAUCCAUCCCACGCAUCCGCAUCCGUACACCAGCUUUCCCACUUGGCCAGCCCAUCAUCCGCUGUGGGGAGCCGUUCCAAUUCCCGCCGGCGGAAGUGGAUCCCUGCAGCCGAGCGGAAGUGGCAGCAGCUACGGCAGUGAUGGCAACAUGAGCUCAAAUCCCCACAGCAGCAACAGCAACACCACCCACAGCAACACCAAUGGCAACAGCAACAACAAUAACAACAACACUAAUAGUGGCAGUGCUUGUGGAGAAAGCAGUGCGGGGAGUGGGCGUCUCUCCCUGCCGGCACUUUCACCAGAUUCGGGGAGUCGGGAUAGCCGCUCCCCGGACGCGGAUGCCAACCGGAUGAUAGACAUCGAGGGCGAGGACAGCGAUUCGCAGGACAGCGACCAGCCGAAGUUCCGGCGGAACCGGACCACCUUCAGUCCGGAGCAGCUGGACGAGCUGGAGAAGGAGUUCGACAAGUCGCACUACCCGUGCGUGAACACCCGCGAGAAACUGGCUGGCCGAACGGCCUUGAGCGAGGCGCGAGUUCAGGUUUGGUUUUCCAACAGACGAGCGAAAUGGCGGCGCCACCAGCGGGUCAACUUGCUCAAGCGUCGCGACUCGCCCUCGACAUCGAGGUCACCCACGCCGGUGGCUCCAGUUGGGGAAACCCCUGGCCACCAGAAGCCACCACCAUUAGUCUACAACCACAACAACAGCAGCAGCAGCGGCAACACCACAUGCAACAACAACAGCAACACCUGCAACAACAGCAACAACAAUUGCAACAGCAACAUCAACAACAGCAACAGCAACACCAUCAGCAGGAGCAGCAACACGAACCACGUGGAAGAGCCACCAGCGGUGGUGGCAACUGUCUCACCCACAGCAUCAGCUCCAUUAUCAAUGGGCGGUGAGCACAGUGCCUUCCACGCCCUUCCGAUGACCUUGCCGCUGCAGAUGCCCAUGACCUUGCCCCCGGCUUCGGCGGCCGCCUUUGCCCUCAGUUUCGCCCGCCAGUACAUCGCCAAAUAUAUGGGAACGCCAGUAAAUCUCGGUCACAAUCCGCUAAUUGCUGGUCAGGAUUCAUCAGGAUUGAGGGAGCAGCAGCUGGAGGAUCAUGAGGAGGAGAGGGAGAGGGAAAGGGAGAGGGAGCAGGAGGAGGAGGUAAUCAACGUGGAACACAACGACGAGUGACCAUUAUUCCUAUCGCUUUAAAUCGAGAAUUUAGUGCAAUUUUUACUUAAUUUAUGAACGUUUGAAGCACAUUUAACCGCGUGCUGAGUACAAAUAAAAUCGAAACGAUAUAAGUUCUCA
Molecule: messenger RNA, 3052 nt
Organism: Drosophila ficusphila
Lineage: Eukaryota; Metazoa; Arthropoda; Insecta; Diptera; Drosophilidae
Gene: toe
Product: probable serine/threonine-protein kinase DDB_G0278845
Exons: 6
Coding region: 1001-2932 (643 amino acids)
Biological process (GO): anatomical structure development; regulation of transcription by RNA polymerase II
Molecular function (GO): DNA-binding transcription factor activity, RNA polymerase II-specific; RNA polymerase II cis-regulatory region sequence-specific DNA binding
Source: RefSeq, a predicted model, not a curated record